Apaloderma vittatum (bar-tailed trogon) is the source of this 820-nucleotide messenger RNA. RefSeq names its product kinesin-like protein KIF21A. Gene Ontology annotation, molecular function: microtubule binding; ATP binding; microtubule motor activity. The record is from RefSeq and is a predicted model, not a curated record. NCBI's taxonomy places the organism in Eukaryota, Metazoa, Chordata, Aves, Trogoniformes, Trogonidae. Gene Ontology annotation, biological process: mitotic spindle organization; microtubule-based movement.
CACCGACCCUAAAAAUACUCCAAGCGGUUAUCUAGCCCGGUGCUGCAAGUGCUUACUCAUGGAAGUGAAGCAGCCCCUGGGCUGUAGCGAUGCUGUUUUGCAUCACGGGGCUUUGCGAGAGCGGAUCCUGGCAGGCGGAAUUAGACCACAGCUAGCCAAAGAGAAGAUUGAAGGAUGCCAUAUCUGUACAUCCGUCACACCUGGUGAACCUCAAGUGUUCUUGGGAAAAGACAAGGCCUUCACUUUUGAUUAUGUCUUUAACAUCGACUCGCAGCAAGAAGAGAUCUAUAUACAGUGUAUAGAAAAACUGAUCGAAGGUUGCUUUGAAGGUUAUAAUGCCACUGUCUUUGCUUACGGCCAAACAGGUGCUGGCAAAACAUACACCAUGGGCACUGGAUUUGAUGUCAACAUAACAGAAGAGGAACAAGGCAUUAUAUCUCGUGCUGUUAAGCAUCUUUUCAGAUGUAUUGAAGAAAAAAAACAAGCUGCUAUCAAACAAGGACUUCCACCUCCAGAUUUUAAAGUGAAUGCACAGUUCUUAGAGCUUUACAAUGAAGAAAUUCUUGAUCUGUUUGAUACCACACGUGAUAUCGAUGCAAAGAAUAAAAAAUCAAAUAUUAAAAUACACGAAAAAAGAAUUUAUACAGUGGGUGUUACAACCCGACCUGUGAAUGGAGAAUCAGAGAUGAUGCAGUGCUUGAAGCUGGGGGCUUUGUCUCGAACCACUGCCAGUACGCAGAUGAAUGUUCAGAGCUCGCGGUCACACGCAAUCUUUACCAUACACUUGUGUCAAACCAGAGUCUGUCCUGCAUUUAACACC